CAGGGUCUGUUGGCUAUAGUGCAAAAGAGCGACAAGCGUCUGUUGCCGAAACACCUAGAGCUUUCCCCAGCGGCAAGGUCUGAAUUGGCGCUCCCUCUACUCUCCCCCCGCGACUUCCGGGAGAGAUGAGGUGCGCAUAGCCCAGCUCUCACCGCAGCUCUUACCACAGCUCUUACCGCAGCGGCUAGGCACGCGUCUGCAACGAUUCCCCGUGUGGGGCGUUCCGUUGCUGCUAAGCUGUUGGUCCUCCGGCGUAUUGUCGCCACGCUAGACACAAUGGUGUCAGUACAGUCAGCAGCCACGUUAGUGUCCUCUCGGUUUAGAACACCAUUUGCGGCGGCACCCUACGCUCAAAAUCCGCGUCCGUUCUACACCACAUCCUCGCUAUUGACGAGCAAUUCGACCUCCUCCUCCCGCGCCUCCUCCUCCUCUCCGCUAUCCUCUCCCUUCUCCUCGUCCUUCUUCUUUCCUCGUCGAUUAAACACGUCGCAUGCUAGUCCCAUUCGUACCUCCGCUCGCCGCCAGCCCCCUCCAUGCCACGCGGCAGUCACUGAUAGGUCCAGGCCGGGCUCUGGAGCCGCGGGCAGCGGAGAUGCGUACAGCGCGAAUGGCGCAGCAGCGGGGGGACCGGGCGCGGGGGGAGCCCCGCGGAAGCUGCGCGUGGGGGAGAUGGCGGCGGAUAUGAAACGGAUGCGCGCGCAGAUGGAGGAGGAUGAGCAGGUCGCGUCGCUGAUGCGCGGCUUGCGCGGGCAGAACCUCCGCGACGAGCAGUUCGCCGAUGCUGACGUCACCAUGCGGCUCGUGGAGUUCGACACCGGGAAAGCCGGCGAGGAGGCGCUGCCGCUGGUCUACGACCCGGACUUAAUCGCCACCUACUGGCAGAAGCGGCCCGGCGCGAUCUUCAGCCGAAUCAUGCAGCUGCUCGCUGUAUCGGGGGAUUUCUUAACGAAGGUCGCGGCGGAUAUAGUCACGAAGCGGCUCAAAGAGAACGAGGUGAAGCGCGCGAUGGAGCUAAGAGAAAUAGUGACGUCCUUAGGACCGGCGUAUAUCAAGCUCGGUCAGGCGCUUAGCAUCCGGCCCGAUAUUCUGUCGCCGGCGGCGAUGGUCGAGCUACAGAAACUAUGCGAUAAAGUGCCGUCGUUCGAUAACGAUAUCGCGAUGGCUCUUAUGGAGGAUGAACUCGGCCUGCCCCCGUCGGAAGUUUUUUCGGAGCUCAGCCCGGCUCCGAUCGCAGCAGCGUCGCUCGGGCAGGUUUACAAGGGGAAGCUGAAAACUACUGGGGAGGCCGUCGCGGUGAAAGUUCAGCGGCCGUAUGUGCUGGAGACGGUCACGAUUGAUCUGUACAUCAUCCGACGGCUGGGGUUGGCUCUCCGCGGCAUUCCCCAGAUUGCGACGGACGUGGUUGGAUUGGUCGACGAAUGGGCCGCGCGAUUUUUCGAGGAGCUGGAUUACGUCAAUGAAGCUCGCAACGCGGAGCUUUUCGCCGAGUCGAUGGCGAAAGACCUCCCCCAGGUCGUGGUGCCGAAACCCUUUAUGGAUUACACCUCUCGCCGAGUGCUGGUAACCCAAUGGAUCGACGGCGAAAAGCUUUCGCAGAGCACCGCCGACGACGUGGGCUCGCUAGUCAACGUCGGGGUGAUCUGCUACUUAAAGCAGCUCCUAGACACGGGACUAUUCCACGCCGACCCGCAUCCCGGGAACCUAAUUCGAACGCCGGACGGCAAGCUAUGCGUGCUGGACUUCGGCCUCAUGACGCGAAUCACGGAGGGCCAGAAGUACGGAAUGAUCGAGGCCAUCGCGCAUCUGAUCCACCGCGAUUACCCCGCGAUCGUCGAAGAUUUUGUUCUCCUGGAUUUUAUUCCCGAGGGCGUGAAUCUGAACCCGAUCAUGCCGGUUCUCGCGCGCGUGUUCGACCAGGCGCUCGAGGGCGGCGGCGCCAAGGGGAUUAAUUUCCAGGAGCUCGCGGCCGAUCUCGCGCAGAUCACCUUCGAGUACCCCUUCCGCAUCCCGCCGUACUUCGCGCUGAUCAUCCGCGCUAUAGGCGUGCUCGAGGGUAUCGCGUUAGUAGGCGACCCGGACUUCGCUAUAGUAGAUGCGGCUUAUCCGUACAUCGCGCAGCGGCUAUUAACGGACCCGUCCCCGCGUCUCCGCGCCGCGUUAAGAUACACCAUAUACGGGCGGUCCGGCGUGUUCGACGCGGACCGCUUUAUCGACGUCAUGGAGGCAUUUGAGACGUUCGCGGCGAACGCUAAGUCGGGGCGGGGCGCGCAAUUCGCGGACUGGGGCGCGGAUGCUGGUGGGGGAGGGGAAGGGGUAGGCGCAGGGAAUGGCGCUGCUGCUAAUGGCGCCGCCGCUGGUGCUGAUGUUGAUGUUGAGGAGGUUGUAAUUGUGAAUGGCAGUGCCACGGAUGUCGCUGUAUCCACAAGUCUCGCUCUCCCUUCCUCUUCCUCCUCCUCUACUUCCCCCUCCUCCUCCCAGCCCCCCCCCCUCUUCCCGCCCUUCCUCCUCCCCUCCUCCCCCUUCGACUCCCUCUUCCCCACCACCGCCAUCGCCUUCCCAGAAGCUUCCCUGCAGCUCUCCGAAGCUGAGCUCAGCUCGGGCAACGCCCGGGCGGCGCUCGCUUUCAUCCUCUCCCCUCGUGGCGCAUUCUUCCGAGACUUCAUCCUCGACGAGGUGGUGAAAGGAGUGGACGCCUUGGCCCGCGAGCAGAUCGCCUCUCUCCUGAACAUCCUCUCCAACCCCACGUCGCCCAGUGCGACCUCGGUGAUAAGGAACACCCCGCUGGCGGGAGCGUUGCCGCUGCUCAUGCUGCUUCCGCCGCUGCCGGGGCAGCAGCAGGUGCAGGAGCUGGUGCACGCGGUAACCCCGCGGGUUACAGACGAGGACCGGGCGGUUCUGGAGAAUCUGCGGAAGGUCGUGGCGUUUCUCAGCCGGGGGAGCGAUAGCAGCAGCAGCAGCAGCAGCAGCAGUGGUUAUUCCACAGACGAGGAAACCAUGUGGGCUGUGGAUGGUGGAAAUUCCCAGCAGUCCCAACAGGGGCCGUUGCUGUCGGUGCUAAGGGACCAGAUGGCUGCUGUGGCUCUGUCUCAGGAGCUGGGCUCUCUGCUUCCCAGCGUGGCCGUGCAGAUUGUGCCCGAGGUUGCAAGCCGGUUGUCGUCUCGUGUGACUGCUAGGUUCAUCCGGGAUGUGUUUCUAGAUGCUUAAAUCUUGAUGUGCUGGUGGUUGUGAAAAAACAGUAUGCGUGUGCAUGUUUUUCCUGCAUUUGUUCUGAACAUAUCUGUUUUCACCUUAAUAUAUUUGGGCUUCAUAU
This is a messenger RNA of Closterium sp. NIES-67, 3310 nucleotides long. Lineage: Eukaryota; Viridiplantae; Streptophyta; Zygnematophyceae; Desmidiales; Closteriaceae. The record is from the annotation of a GenBank genome assembly.